This is a messenger RNA of Labrus bergylta (ballan wrasse), 6265 nucleotides long. It is a transcript of the gene pks1, whose product is annotated as polyketide synthase 1. Gene Ontology annotation, biological process: fatty acid biosynthetic process. The record is from RefSeq and is a predicted model, not a curated record. Lineage: Eukaryota; Metazoa; Chordata; Actinopteri; Labriformes; Labridae. Gene Ontology annotation, molecular function: 3-oxoacyl-[acyl-carrier-protein] synthase activity.
AUGGAGGAUGAAGAGGAUGGGAUAGCUGUUGUUGGAAUUGGAUGCAAUUUCCCUGGAGGUGAGGGGUUGGACAACUUCUGGAGGGUUCUGUUGGAGGGACAGAACUGUGCUGUGGAUAUCCCAAAAGAGAGGUUUGACACCACUUUUUGGUAUGACCCUGAUGAUAGCAAACCAGGAAAGACACAGACAAUGAAGGCAGCUCUGAUAAAAGGGUUUAAUGAGUUUGACCACAGGUUCUUUGGCAUUACUGAAGCAGAGGCUGAUUUCAUGGACCCUCAGCAAAAACUCCUUCUGCAGUGUUCAUACAGGGCAUUAGAAGAUGCAGGAAUAGCAAUGGAAAGCAUCAGUGGAAGCAGAAGUGGAGUUUACAUGGGUCUUAUGAACAGGGAUUAUGAGAUGCUCAGAAGUAACCGUUCUACUACAAUAAACCACUACAAUGGUACCGGGACAGCAAUGAGUAUGGCAGCCAAUAGAGUUUCAUUCACAUUUAAUCUCACUGGCCCUUCUUUAGCCAUUGACAGUGCCUGUUCUUCAUCUUUGGUGGCUGUACAUUUAGCCUGCCAGGCUAUAAAACAAGGAGACUGUGGAAUGGCUCUGUGUGGAGGUGUGAGCUGCAUAAUAGAGCCAAGAGUGUUCAUUGCUCUGAGCAAGGCCAACAUGAUCUCACCUGAGGGAACCAGUAAACCUUUCUCCAGCAGAGCAGAUGGCUAUGGCAGAGGGGAGGGUUGUGGUGUAGUUCUACUAAAACCUCUGAAAAAUGCUAUAAAAGACUGCAACAAAAUAUGGGGCAUCAUCAGCAAAACAGCGGUUAACCAAGACGGACGCUCAGUAACUCCAAUCACCAAACCCUCCAUGUCACAACAAGAGGAACUCCUACACAGAAUCUACUCAGAAUCUGACCUCGCAAAUGUCCAGUACAUAGAGGCACAUGGGACUGGAACGCCAGUAGGAGACCCUAUAGAGGCAGGAAGCAUCUCAAAAGUCAUCGCCAAGGCCAGACCUCCUGGUGCACAGACACUCUGGAUUGGCUCUGUGAAAGGUAACAUUGGACACACAGAAUCUGCUGCUGGGGUGGCUGGACUAAUUAAGGUACUCUUAAUGAUGGAACACAAGAGCAUUGUUCCCACAGUUUUCUUCUCAGAAGAAAGUGCAAGUAUAGAUUUCGAAGCUCUGGGAAUAAGUAUUCCAUCCAAAGCUGGACAAUGGGAGACUAAAGGGUCAUUGGAGAGGCUGGCUGGAAUCAACAGCUUUGGGUUUGGAGGCACAAAUGCACAUGUGAUUUUGCAAGAGCAUAAACAAACCAACAUACCCACUAAACUCCAAAAAGCUGCCCAACACUUUGUGAUAUCUGCAGCCUCUGAGGCAUCAUAUAGUCUUACCAUCACAGACACCCAACAGAGGCUUUUCAGAAAUCAAAACGUUGACUUACAGGCUCUGUCAUAUACUUCAGCAUGUGGUAGGAGUCAUUCUAGACACAAAUACAGGAAGGCCUUUCUGACUUCUUCCCUCUCAGAUUUGGAACAUCAGUUGACGUCUGCAUUGAAAACAAAGGUUGAGUCAACACAGUCUGACAUCCAGUUGGUCUUUGUGUUUUGUGGAAAUGGGGUUGCCUAUAGGGGCAUGUGCAGGGAACUCCUGAGAGAGUUCCCUGUUUUCAGAGAUAAAAUCAAGGAAAUUGAUAAUCUCUUCCAGCAUCAUAAAAGCAUCAGCAUCAGUCGGUGGUUUUCUGAUGACUAUGCAAAUGAUGAUUUCAGGAAGCCAGAUGUAGUACAGCCUCUUUUGUUUUCAAUUCAGGUUGGCAUUGCUGCUCUCCUUAAGCACUGGGGUAUCAGACCUGAUGCCAUGCUUGGACACUCUGUCGGCGAGGUUGCUGCAGCUCACUGUUCGGGUCUUUUGUCUCUUGAUGAUGCUGUAAAAGUGUUGUACCACCGCAGUACUCUUCAGACCAAGGUUACAGGAGGGAAGAUGCUUGUUGUAAGUAAUGUGACUGUAGAAAAGGUUUUAGAUAACCUGCUUGCUUUUUCUGGGAAAAUUUGUGUUGCAGCAUUCAACAGCCCCCAGUCCUGCACUCUGUCAGGGGAGUCAGAUGCUAUAGACAUCCUCCAUCAGAGGUUGAAGACUAUGUUUGAAGAUGAAAAUAUCUUCCUCUAUGAGUUAGAUGUUCCAGCAGCAUACCACAGCCAUAUGAUGGAUCCUAUACUUAAAGACAUUGAGAAAAGUAUUGAUAACUUGGCUGCCAAUGACAAGGUGUGCAGACUUUAUUCAACUGUGACUGGAGAUGGUUCUUCAGCUUGUGACUUCAUCUCUGGCAGGUACUGGGCAAGGAACAUCCGAGAGCCUGUUUUAUUUGAACAAACACUGCAUGCUGUCACAAAAGACAAGCAAUCAAAGAGAAAUGUGGUCUUUGUGGAGAUUGGACCACGUAGGACUCUCCAAAGGUACUUGCAUGAAAUUUUGGGAAAUAACACCAUAGUUCUUCCUUCUGUCCAGCCAGAAAGAGAUAAUGACACGAUCUUGUCAACUGUGGCAAAACUGUUUGAACUGGGCAUCAAUGUGGACUGGCAUCAGAUUUACAGUGGUUGUGAGUUACUUCCCACAGCUUUUCCAGUCUAUCAAUUUGACAAUUCAAAAAGGGAAUUGGAUUUUGAAGCUAUGCGUAAAGGAGAGGAAUCAUGGGAUUUAUUUCCCCAUACACUCAUAACCCAAAUAAAGCAGGGUAGCAAAGAGUACAGGUGCAAUCUGUCACUAGAGACUGCACCAUAUCUUUGGGAGCAUAAAAACAAUGGUGUUCCCAUUGUGCCAGGCGCAUUGUAUGUCGAACUAGCUUAUGCCUCAGUGAUGGCCACUUUAAGUCCAACGAAACCUGUUUCUGUCCUCCAGCUCAGUGUAAAAUUUGAGAAUGUGUUUACACUGACCUCAAACUGUCAUCAGUUGAAAGUGACACUGGAGCAAGAAAAGAACAAGGCUUCAUUUAAAAUUCAGUCUUCAGUCGCAACACAUGCCUCAGGCACAUAUAGGUGUACAGAUGGCCAACCACUGCUAGAAGAACCAACUAUUUGUCUUGGCAUGAUCUUCCAAAGGUGCAAACUGAUUAUGAAGAGAAAAGAGAUGUAUUCAAUUCUCUCUCAAGCAGGAUUUGAAUACGGGCCUGUCUUUAAGCAGCUUGAUGAUGUGCAUUUUGGAGAUGAAUUCAAGGAAGCUGUGACCGCAAUCGAAGUCCCUGUUGAACUUCUACAACACCUUCAUGAGUAUUUCAUUCACCCUGUGGUAUUAGACUAUUUCUUGCAAAUGACUGCUGUUGUUGCUGUUGGACGGCUAGCAGAUAAACAAGGAUUCCCCUCAGCUAUUGGUAGUGUAGUCAUAUCAGGACCACUACAGCGAGAGAUGGUUAUGUAUUUACGAGCCACUCAAGAGACUCAAGGUUUUCUUGAUGUAUGUGGUAGCUUUUCCACCCCAGAAGGUGAGGUACUGGUGGAACUUAAAGGGUUGAGGAUAUCCCUUUUGGGUAACCGCUCAAAUGUCGUUCAGUCAUGGUUCUUCCACAAUGAAGUUGUUGCAGUUCCACAUAAGACAAACUUGCAGAGUCACCAAAUGAAGGCAAUAGUUUUCCAAGACAAACUUGGAAUUGCUCAAGGACUCAGGCCAUACAUACACUCAGAGUCAGUAUUUGUGGAAAGCAGGCAGCAUUGGUCAGCAGACCAAGUUCGAAAUUUAGUUUUCCACUCACUUGACACCAAUCUGGGUUUGGAAAACGUCCUCUUCCUUUGGGGUGUUGAAGACCUCAGUCACUUGUCAUCUGAGAAGAUAAUGGACUGCUUGGUGACUUGCUGUGAGUUAUUUCGACAGAUUGUUUUAGCCUUGAAGGAGAGCAAACACACCUGCUCCGUCCAGGUCAUAACCUAUAGAUCAACAGAAGCAAAUGUGGACCAUGUCAGUGCUGGCUUUGUGCUGUCUGGUAUGACAAGGGCGUGCGCAGCAGAGAUUACAGAUAUCUCUUUUCAGUUGAUUGAUGUUGCUUCUUUAACGAGUGAAGACAUUCAAUCGCUGGUCCACGUAAUUAACACCUGCAAACAGCAAGAGGUCAUGAUCAGCAAAGGGAAAGUAUCAACAACAAGAAUAACACGAACACUUGCAAUGGAUGGGGAUUUGUGUGCGGAGGAUAUGCCUUCAGAUUAUCAGAGCAACUUUGUUGUACAGACAACUGAUCCAUACAGAAUGUCUCAGUUGUCUGCCAUUCCCUGUGACAAAAAUUCAAGUCCUAUCCAAGAGAAGUCAGUUGAGAUUCAGCUUACAAAUGUAUGUGUGCAUUCCUCUGAUUAUUUUCCUGUCACAACCUCACAUUUAAACUUUGGCAAGACAAUGUAUUGGAACAAGCAAACAUCACAUAAUCAUAAGCUACUUGCUUUAGAUUUUCAUGGAAUUGUCACAGCAGCUGGGAAAGAUGUUAAUAGGUUUAAAGUUGGAGAUCAUAUUGCGUCUUGUUAUCCAGUUGCUGCCACUGCAAAGAUUAUAAUUCCUGAAGCAGUGUGCUACAGUGUAAAGAGACUACCAUUUCUGAAAGAGACACCAUGUGUGUCUUUCUUCAUACUAGCAUGGGAGAUCCUGCAGAGAAUGCUGUCAAAGGUUAAACAACAGCCAAGAAAGCUGGUGAUUAUCUCCUCCAACACUGCCUCCGCUCUGAUAAAAGUUUUGGCUAUGACAGCAAACAGGUCAGGCUGGAAUGUUUCCUCUUUGCCACACUUAAGAAGAAAUUCUUUACAUUUUGACCAGAGUCUUGCAUUUGUUUUUCUUCCCCCCUUUGAGGACUCUUGGAAGCAGUUGUGUGAAAUUGAUGGUCAAGGUAGACAUGCUAUUUUUGUAAGUAGCAAACAAGUGUCAUGCUCACUCUCAGCAGACAUGCUUGUAUUGAAUGGUGAAAACAUGCAUGUACAUAAACUGGAUGUAACUGAUGUACUACAGAAAGCCAAUCUGCAAGAACAAACCAGGAAUAUCUCUAACUGGCUCAUUUCAUUAGACUUUGAUACAGCAUCUCUACCUCUGAAAAGGGAGACUUUUCAGUUGUCUUUCACAAAAGAGCCUCAGACUAACGCAGAUUCUGAUUCCUACUUUACAACAAAGACUGUGAAGCAAGUUGUUCUACGAGCAUCUGAUUGCCCAGUGUCUGAUGUCCCCUUGCUUACAAGGCCUGGUCAACUCUUUAAACAAAACUGUGUGUACAUUGUCACUGGAGGGCUGUCUGGCUUAGGGCUUGAGACGGUAAAGUUCAUUGCAAACAAUGGUGGAGGUUGUAUUGUAACACUGUCCAGAAGGACUUUGAAUGAUGAAUUGCAGUUUCAAAUGGAACUCCUGCAAAGAAGACACAGAGUAACAAUCAUCAAUGUCCAAUGUGAUGUUUCUGUGUCUAUGCAGGUAGUCAGUGCAAUCUCAAAGAUUGAACAAAUGUUCCACUCUUGUCCAAUCAAAGGAGUGUUUCAUAGUGCUGCAGUAUUGCAUGAUGGGUUGAUUGAAACCCUUGAUCAGUCUCUCUUCCAAAAGGUUCUGCAACCCAAAGUUAGUGGGGCUCUAAACCUUCACUAUGCAACACUUCACAAUAAACUGGAUUACUUUGUGUGCUACUCCUCCAUCUCAUCAUUCAUUGGCAAUGCCUCACAGUGUAACUAUGCAGCAGCCAAUUCCUUCCUUGACACUUUCUGUCAUUACCGGAGAAAUCUUGGCCUUGCUGGACAGUCCAUUAACUGGGGUCCUUUGAACCUUGGUCUCUUGUUGAACAAAGACCAUUUUCAACAGUUCCUGGAGGCCAAAGGGAUGAUGAUAAUGGAUGUGUGUGAUGUUCAAAAGGCACUUGAAAAUUGUCUUAUGAUAAACAGACCACAACAAGUCAUUUGCAAGUUUAACUUCAAAAAUCUGAACAUUCAUGUACUUUCACAGAAUGCAUCUCUCAGGGAGCGACUGUCAGCUUUAGUGGAAAUUGAGCUAAAAGAAGAUGUGAGUAAUGAAUCUGUGAUUCAGUGUUUGUCAUCUAGACAUGAAAGUGUGAGAAAAAUUGUCAGCGACAUCAGCAAUGUUAGAGUAGAGGAGCUUGAAGAGGACACAGCUCUGUGUGCACUGGGUAUUGACUCAAUGUUGGCAAUGACUCUGCAGAAUAAGAUAUUCCAAGAGACAGGUGUUAAUAUACCUUUAGUUCAAAUAUUGGACCCCAACAGUACUCUGGGAACUUUGGAAACUUGUGUAGUGAGUAGUGAAUAAUUUUUCUCUAUGAAAAAAU